ACAUUGACAAAAAUCGGCAGUAUAUUAAAUGUUUAAUUGACAUUGUUAUAUUUCUUGGGCGGCAGGGACUUCCAUUUAGGGGUCAUCGUGAAAAUGAAGAUGCUUUAAAUAAAGGUAAUUUUAAAGAGCUGUGCAUGUUGUUUUCAAAACAUCAUAUUGAGUUUGAGAAAAAAUAUAUUUUCAACUCAACUAACCAUACUAGCUGGGCCAUUCAAAAUGAUUUAAUAAAUAUUUGUACUUCAUAUGUGAGAGAUAAUAUUGUUUCUGAAGUUAAAAAGUGUGGCAUGUUUUCCAUUUCAUGUGAUGAAUCCAGAUCUCAUAAAGAAGAGCAAAUGUCCAUCUGUAUCCGUUAUACAAACAAUUUAGAGGUGAAAGAACGUUUUUUAGGAUUUGUUGAUGUAUCAUAUAGACAAAAUGCUGAUGCAUUAUAUUCAUCUAUUAUCGACUUUUUACGUUUUUGUAAUUUAUCUGAUAUUCCAAUUGUUGGCCAGUCUUUUGACGGAGCAAAUGUAAUGUCUGGUCAGAAAGGAGGUGUCCAAACUAAACUUAAGCAAAUUUAUCCAUAUGCUAUAUACAUUCAUUGUAUGGCACACAAAUUAAAUUUAGUGAUUGUGGACACAUGCAAAUAUUUGAAGUAUCUUAGAAAAUUAUUUAAUGGACUAGAAGCGAUAUACGUACAUUUCUCAUAUCCUUCAAAAAAUAAAAAAUUCAAUGAAAUUCAAAAUCUACUUGGGUUGAAAAAAAAAUCAUUAGUUCAGUUAAGUGAAACAAGAUAGGCCUGUCGUUUUAAAAGUUGCAGCUCAGUCAUACAAAAUUAUGGUGUAUUAAUUCAGUCUUUAAAAGAGGAAAUUGAUGCUCAAAAAAAUAAAGAUGUCGCUGAAGCAAUUGGUAUUAUUUCAACAAUUAAGUCUGUUGAUUUUGUAAUAUAUUUAUUCAUAUUAAAGGAAGUCUUACAAAUUAUUCAUAUACUAUCAAAUCAUCUACAAUCAAAAUCAGCAACCCUGGGUAAUUCUAAAUCUUUAAUAACUGGAGUAAUUACAACUUUACAAGAACAUCGUGAUUCUGAACAACAUUAUAAUACACUUUGGAAUGAAAUGCUUGAA
Messenger RNA from Sipha flava (yellow sugarcane aphid), 1103 nucleotides. Its product is annotated as zinc finger MYM-type protein 1-like. The transcript is spliced from 5 exons. Lineage: Eukaryota; Metazoa; Arthropoda; Insecta; Hemiptera; Aphididae. The coding region runs from base 135 to 776 and encodes 213 amino acids. The record is from RefSeq and is a predicted model, not a curated record.